AAUCGUUAUAGGUUGUGCAGUUGGGUUUGUUUUUGGCUAUCUCAUGAUCCGAAAAUAUCCAUUUUAAUAUGUUUUUCAGUUCCGUUUUCUGCUGACAUUUUCGUUCAUAUCGUUUAAAAGUAUACCAUUACACAAACUCUUAAUUAUUUAGUCUGCCUGUAUAAGUUACACAGCCACUUAUUUGAAAAUGGUUAUUAGCUUAUUUUGUUAAUUGUCACCAAAAACUGCUGUAAAUUGCGAGAAAAGUUCUGGUCUAUGUACGAAGAUUUUAAUCAUGUUUAGAAUGAAAUAUAAUAUCCGUCUACCUUCAACAAACUAACGAAUAAGCACAUUUUAAACCAAUCUGCACAGGAUGCACAUAUAUGCUAAAAGAGAUUGAUUAAUUAGAGUUCUAAACAAUAAUGGAAGAUUCGAAUAAACAAUACAAAUGGAUUAAGGUAAAGAAUAGUUCAAAAACCUUAAAUUCAAUGACUCAGUAUCAAGUGCUCAACGCCUUAAAAUGACAUUAAAUAUUUCAUAAACUAUCAAACGCUACUAUUAGGUCUUGAAGACACUUCGUUCAUUAAACUUUCAGUACGUAACCGAUUCUGUACUCGAGUGUAAGUCAAUUUUAUUAACCUUUCAAAUAUAUAACAGGAAAUAAACACUCAUUAACCCAACCGCUUUAUUAAUUGCCUUUAGCCACUCAUUUAUUUUGUCUGGUUGACAAAUACCUGGUCAAAAGUGCGACUUAUCAUCGUAACUUUGUAUAAUCUCCAUUAAUUGAGAUUAAAUUCCCAUCUUCACGUUUACAGAUGACACUAAGAUGCAAGAUAAGCCAAUUUUAGUAAUGAUAAAAAAUAUUUGUGAUUCAGGUUUUUAGCGUCAUGUUUUUUUUUUGUCACUAAGAUUAUGAGUUCUCAUAACAUAUUAUUUACUAAUGUUAAUAGUUUUAGUUCCGUUGAUUAUGGCUGACACAAGCAACAACUCAGAAGAAAACGAUAAACAUAAUGACAUGGAUAAGAAAGGAAUACCAAAGGCUGAGUUCAUCGAAGAUGUAGAUGCUUACAUGAAAGCCAAUAAUUUUUCAACUCUUAUGGAAGCUGGACGUUCUUUCGAAGAAUUAUACCAAAAAUAUAAAAUUAUUGAACAGGCUCUAUUACAGCGUAAAAUAAGAUUAAUGCAACAGUUACCAGAUAUACAGAAAACUUUAGCUGUUGUCCGACAAUUACAAAAACAAAAUACUAAUUUAGACGUAACUUUUGAAAUAUCUAACCAGUUAUAUACACGUGCUCAUAUUCCCAAAGCAGAUAGAGUUGGUUUAUGGUUAGGUGCCAAUGUCAUGUUAGAAUAUGAUCUAGAGGAAGCUGACAAAAUACUCGUUGAAAAUGAACAAUCAGCUGAACAAUCCUUGCAAGAUGUAGAUCAAACAUUAGAAUUUCUUAAAAAUCAAACAACUACAGUCGAAGUAAAUUUGGCUCGCUUACACAAUUUGUCUGUAAAACGUGGACGUCAAAAUCAGUCAUCUGAAGUGAAUGCAUGA
Molecule: messenger RNA, 1522 nt
Organism: Schistosoma intercalatum
Lineage: Eukaryota; Metazoa; Platyhelminthes; Trematoda; Strigeidida; Schistosomatidae
Source: the annotation of a GenBank genome assembly